Eruca vesicaria subsp. sativa (arugula) is the source of this 300-nucleotide messenger RNA. Lineage: Eukaryota; Viridiplantae; Streptophyta; Magnoliopsida; Brassicales; Brassicaceae. The record is from the annotation of a GenBank genome assembly.
AUGGAGCUCACAGGAGCGAUAUGCAUAUCAUUUGUGAUAGUCCUUGUGUCGUCUUUGGCUUGGACCAAUGCAGCCGUGGAAGAGGGGGUAAAGGUGGCAUGCGUCCCGGCCGAACUUAAACCAUGCACACCAGCAGGACGAACCGGAAGUAAUCCGUCGACAGAAUGCUGCAGAAAACUGAAAGAACAAGUGUCGUGUCUAUGUAGUUACAUGAAAAAUCCAGCAUUUGGUCAUUGUUUUCAAACCCCAAAUGCUCUCAAGGUCAUAGCGGCUUGUAGUAUACCUUAUCCUACUUGUUGA